UACCACGUUGACAUCGUGCUUUUUUGAUCGGGAUUGAGUUUACUUUUUUACAUCGAAAAUUAAAAUUACGCGCUUUUUAUUAAACAACGCGUUUAAUAAACAACAGUUUUUUUAUUGCAAUUGAAAAAAAAUUGCCAAAAUUGACUUCAAGAAUAUCAUCGAAUUUAUCUUUUGAACAAAGUGUAAAACGGAACGAGAGAUGUGAGCAUUUAUGUAAAAUGUGUAUUUUUGCAGAAAAUUUGCUUCCAAUAGUUCAUUUGGUGAAAUGAUAAAGUGACAAGAUCAGUAUUCGAAUCAAACUGAAAAAAUUGCGAUUAGCACAAUAUUUCGUAUCUAAAUGAAAGAAAAGUAAAAGUCGUUUUGAAAAACAGAAAAAAGACAAAAAAAUAUGUUUCUGCUAAGCGCGCGAUGUAGCCUCAGUUGUUUGCUCAUUAUCGCAUUAACCGGAUUGCUGCAUAUUGUGAACGCUGAAUCAUUUAGACCGAUAUUCAAUCCGAAUAUUGGUUCAAAACCAAUUGCGCAAAAGAUAACCGCUAUCAGAUCACCAGUAACGCCAACGACGACAACCAUUCGUCCGUUAACUACAAUAUCAGCCACAUUGAAAUCAAGGGUAUCGUUAACCAAGCAACAAGUUCCGGCUCAACAAUCACCUCGAUCACCAGUAAAACCGUUAUCAUCGCCGGCAUUAUCACGAUCGCAUCCACAGCCACCACCACCACCACCACCACCAAAGCCAUCAUCGAAACCAAUCGAUAGUACAGUGUCCGAAACAAAAGAUGCACCAGUAGCCGAAGCAUUACGAGGCGAUCCAUAUUAUAGACGCGGUUAUUAUCGUCGCCCGUACUAUUAUCCAAGCAAUAAUGUAUACUAUAAUUCGAGAAGUCGUCGACGACCCAAUCCAAAACCAUACUAUUCACCAUCGUCGAAUUACGGCUAUAGUUCACCGUACGAGGAUUAUCGAUUUGAAACCGAUUUUCUCGACCAAAGUGGUUACGCUCCAAAACCGAAAAAGAAACCACCCACGCUAGAUAGCGGAAAGGAUUAUAUGGGCGUUAUUGAUACGGACAUUGGACAAUUUUACGAUACACAAUCGGCAACAUACAAUGUGCCACCGUUGAAAAAUUACGAGCAGUCUGGCUUUUAUUCAAGUGGCGGAUCGGGUGCAACGAGCGGAUCAAAUAGUCAAACUGGACUUGGAUCGAAUUAUGGUGGCGGCGGCGGAAGUGUUGCAGGUUUUGGUACAGGUGUUGCAUACUCGGACUAUGGUGAUAUAGAUGAUAUGCCCUAUAAAUAUUCCACACCCAAACCCAAAAGCAAUUAUAAAAUUUUACCGUCGAGGGCUCCAAUUAAACAAACCAAAACUCGAACAAAAUACAAUAGCUACGACGACAAUGACUAUAGGUUUGGAAGUGAUUCUGUUUCAGAUUUUGAAGAACCCUCUACACCCGCUUCACUGGCUAAAUACAAUAAUAUUUACUUGCCACAGCAUACGGUUUAUCAAACAAACCCAAAAACAAAACCAAAACCCAAGCCCAAACCAAUAAAAACUACAACGACCACGACAACAACAACAACAACAACAACGUAUAGACCACCGAUUAAAUACAGCGACACAUCGAUUGAUGUCUUAACAAAACCACUUGGAUCGGCCACGUUCAAUUUGAAUUUAUCGCCUGGCAGCGUCUACAAUCCACCGUCUAUAAAUUAUAAUCCAAUUCAACCAAAUUAUAAAUCAAUUCCGAUUCAACCGCCAGCCACAAGCUAUGGUGUUCCAAUUGCACCGCCGUUGAAUAAUUAUCCGUAUCAAAAUUCCUAUUCGAAUCAAUUCGGUGGAUAUCCACCGUCAAGCAAUAAUUUUGUGAAUCCAUCGCAAAUUUCAAUCACAAAUCCAACACCACGUAUUCCCGGUCAAUUUGCCGAACCACCGCCAUUGAAUCAGGUGCAAUUGUCAAGUGUUGAUGUCAAUUACAAUAAUUUGCAAUCAUCGUAUGAUGCAACACCAAAACAAGCUCAACCACCCAAACGAAAACCAACAAAAGUGAAUUCGAAGCGUGUGUCAACCAAACCACCACCGCUAAAUACAGACGAAGAAAUAAUCGAUGAUGAUCAAAAUGACUAUAGCGGUGAAUCGUAUUCAUAUUUCAAACACAUGCCACAACCAUCACUGCCAAAUACAUACGAUCAAGAAGAAUUUCACACCGUAAAAAAUAAGCGAAAACAAUCGAAGCAAACACUGAACGAACAGACACGACUUACAAAAAAAUCAAAACAACCAAUUGAAGUAACGCUUCGCAUUCCCGAUGAAGAUUAUCUCGACGAUCUCGUGAAAGUGGUGCAAACAACAAAACGACCGAAAAAGAAAAGCAAACAAACCACAUCGCAUGUAUUAGACACUGAAGAUUUGCGUGAUGCUUACGACCAUAACGCUGCAUAUUAUCCGAGCAGAGCAAAGAAGAAUAAAUCGCAUAUACGAUAUCAAAAUUCGCAAAACGGUGAUUAUGACAUUUAUGAAAACGAUGAGGAUACGGAUGACGAUGACUAUGACAACGAUCGGGUGUCACAUGUAACCAGCAAAGAACAGGAAAAAAUUAAAACACACAUCGAUCACGACGAGGAUCCAGUGGAACCGCGGUUUUGGGACAAAUCGUCCAGCAUCUACAAACAGUAUGGAAUUCGGGCACGAAAUGACCAUUUUCCAGCCGGCAAUAGUCAGGAAAUAUAUCGGGGUAAUAAUGGUUUUCGACCCAUUCGAAAAAAUGAACAGCCCGAUAUUUUUGCGAUAAGUUCAUCGAAUAUUCGAUCAACCUAUGUUGCACCGAAUUUCGAUCACAAAUAUUCAAACGGACAUCGAAUAUCAAGCACAUUACGAACGAUAACAACAACUACUGCACCAACACUACCACCGUCAACACUAUAUGUUUGGGAUGGCAAAGAGUUGCCAAAAAAUCAUAAAUUGCUUUAAAUUUGUAUGAACAGGAUUGAAUUUAUGCAUUCGCAUGAAGAAAAUGUAAAUUAACGAAAACAAAACAACAAAA
This is a messenger RNA of Contarinia nasturtii (swede midge), 3035 nucleotides long. RefSeq names its product rac guanine nucleotide exchange factor JJ-like. Lineage: Eukaryota; Metazoa; Arthropoda; Insecta; Diptera; Cecidomyiidae. The record is from RefSeq and is a predicted model, not a curated record. The coding region runs from base 389 to 2962 and encodes 857 amino acids. The transcript is spliced from 2 exons.